Trypanosoma theileri is the source of this 1206-nucleotide messenger RNA. RefSeq lists its product as uncharacterized. Lineage: Eukaryota; Euglenozoa; Kinetoplastea; Trypanosomatida; Trypanosomatidae. The record is from RefSeq and is a predicted model, not a curated record. The transcript has a single exon. Bases 1 to 1206 code for a protein of 401 amino acids.
AUGACAACGAUGUUCGUCCAACUGCGCCGCGUGGUGUACCUGUUGGUACUUCUGCAGUGCUGUGUGUGUGUGGCAUAUGCGGAAAGUGGUACUAAGGCUGUGACACCCAAGGAAAGUGAUCCUACGGAGAUGCUCAACGAAAUGACUAAGAAGAUGGAAUCCCAGAAACACAGCUUUAAUGAAAAUGUUGCGUUAUUAAUGGGCACAGAGAGUAAUUGUAAAAAAGCUUUGAAUCGUGCUAAGAAGGCAAAGGAUGAGGCGAAUACAGUUAGUGUGCUUAUGAAGCCCUUAUUGGAAGAAAUACGUAAGGAUGAAAACGUGAGUAAGAACGAAAGUGAAUCAAAAGAGUUGUUAAGGAAGGCAGUAGAUGCAGCAAAAGAGGCCGAAGAAGCCGCUAACAACGCGAAGUUGAUGUCUUUCGCAACAACGGAUAUGGUGGAUAUACUACAGAGAGUUACAAUGGAAUUGCACAGCCUGGUGGACGACGUUAAAAAAACUGCUAAAAAACACGCUAAGAAUGAAAAAGUAAGGGAAUUGGCUGAAAAGUGCAUGGAAGAAGCGGAGGGUCUGAAGCAUUCUCUUGACGGUGCCAAAUAUCUCAUUCCAAGUGCCAAGAAGGCGGCGGAGGAAGCCAUGGAACAGAAUGAACCUACCUCCGUUGAAGCAAAACGUCUUCAAGCAUCAAUUAAUGAAGUUUUCCAAAAGUACCCAAAGAUGAAAGAAGAGCUUGAACGAGAACGUAAUGAGGCGGCUCAAACAAACGCCAAUUCAACGAAUACAGGAAGUGAAGGUAAUAAGACACCAAACGAAAAUAAGGAGGUGGAUGGUUCACAUCCAAAUAAAGAGAAUGAAGAAAAUACAAGAAACCCGAAUACCAAUUCCACAGAAGCUGAGACGGGAAGCCAUACAACUGCCCAACAGCAGCGGAAUGAACAGGGCUCUAAGGGGCAAAAUAAUAAGGAAAGCAAAGAUGAGACACAAGAGAAAAAUCAGAAUUCUCAGAGCAAUACUCCGACUGACAGUCAAUCAUCUGCUACUGGAACUUCGCAAACACAAAAUAUGCCAACUGUUUCUCCUUCUUCAGCUCCAAUCUCUGUUAAUAAUACACAGUUAAGUGACAGCAGCAGCAGUCCUGUAUUGGUGCACAGUCCCUUAUCGCUGCUUCUUGUUCUGAUGUGUGUGCUGGGCUGCACUGCGGUGUUCUGA